Messenger RNA from Anopheles gambiae (African malaria mosquito), 719 nucleotides. RefSeq names its product putative odorant receptor 83c. The record is from RefSeq and is a predicted model, not a curated record. Gene Ontology annotation, cellular component: plasma membrane. NCBI's taxonomy places the organism in Eukaryota, Metazoa, Arthropoda, Insecta, Diptera, Culicidae. Gene Ontology annotation, biological process: sensory perception of smell; detection of chemical stimulus involved in sensory perception of smell. Gene Ontology annotation, molecular function: odorant binding; olfactory receptor activity.
CCGCUCUGCACGAUACAGCUGCUGAUCUUCUGCAUCCCCGGCACGCUGAUCGAGCUCAAGGCGUCCAAGCUGACGGGAUCGAUCUACGACACGGCCUGGCACGAGAUGCACCAGCAGAACAAGCAAAUCGUUCACCUACUGCUGCACCGCAGCUAGCAUCCGAGUGGACUAACCUGUAACAUCAAUAUGAAUCUGUUCGUGAAUGUUGCCAAGAAGGUGUACUCGAUCUUUAUGAUGAUGGAAAGCAUGUGAAGGGAAACCCGCCAGGCAAACGCAACGACUCGCUAAUUAACCUUUGACUUGUGGACUUUUUUUUUGGGAAACUAAACGCACACACGCACAUGCACGCAGGAAGCAAUACAUACGCAUGUUUGUUAUGCGGGUCGCGUUUGGUAAAACAUACAUCCGAAGCCUGUAGCGUCGGAUGUCGUGCCCACACUAGUUUGGUGGGUGCCUCGAACUUCUCCCGCCCAGGAGCGCGCACGUCGGAAAUUGGAGCUCAGUUGAAACUGCAAUCAAAAGGUUCAUUAUGAACGAUUUUAUUCUUUCAAAUAAUAACUACAACAACAUCUUAAAAACAAUACCCACGGCCCAGGUAAGCUAAUGAGAAUGACCUUAAAAGCGCGGACGGCUUCGGGGACCGAUGGGCCGUAAUGAAAUUGGGCAGGCCAUUAUCGUUGAAGAUCCCGCUGCAAUCCCGGGCGCGUGUGGGCGUCCUA